Molecule: messenger RNA, 2595 nt
Organism: Musca domestica (house fly)
Lineage: Eukaryota; Metazoa; Arthropoda; Insecta; Diptera; Muscidae
Product: MAU2 chromatid cohesion factor homolog
Exons: 3
Coding region: 319-2496 (725 amino acids)
Biological process (GO): maintenance of mitotic sister chromatid cohesion; mitotic sister chromatid cohesion
Cellular component (GO): chromatin; SMC loading complex
Molecular function (GO): protein binding; double-stranded DNA binding
Source: RefSeq, a predicted model, not a curated record
UCACACCACAUAUGUAAAAAACAUUUCGUCGACGGGUUUCUUCGUAAAAAGUUGUACACUUUUGCAGUUCUGAAACAGAAUAAGAAUUUAAAAAUAAGGCAAUGGAACUAAAACACAAGAAACCCCAACAGAAUUGAAUGAACUAAAGACGCCAGAUAAAAGAAACAGCCGUACCUAGUCCCGAUAGUUCCUCUAGCCGAAUAGUUCCCUUGAACUAGUUUGUUCCGGAACGACACAACCCUAGCUCUAGGCCAAAAGAAAACUUGUUUACAUCAGGAGAUCACAAAUCGUAAAUUUAAGGAUAUUUUGUUAAAUAAGAUGAGCUUGCAACCGGCUAGCACUUCACAGACAGCAACGACAUCACAGGACGCUUGUUAUAUUUCAUUACUGGGCCUGGCGGAAUAUUUUCGCACGUCACAGCCACCGAACAUCAAGAGGUGUAUACAAUGUCUACAAGCUUUGUUUACGUUCAAUCCACCAUCGAAAGUAGAGGCACGCACCCAUCUGCAAAUGGGCCAGAUACUUAUGACGUACACCCAUAACAUCGACAAGGCCCGGGAACACUUGGAAAAGGCGUGGAAAUUGUCCGAGUCAUUAUUAAAUUUUGACGAUGUUAAAUUUGAUACCGCAUCAAUGCUGGCCGAACUGUACAAACAAAUCGAUCAGGUUCCCCUGGCCAAGGCUAUGCUGCGAAAGGCAAUCGAAUUGUCACAAAACAAUGUCUAUUGGCAUUGUAAACUGCUGCUGCAAUUGUCCCAACUACAUGCAAAUGACAAGGAAUACACUCUAGCUUCAGAGCUGCUUGCGGUUGGUGCAGAAUCAGCCGAUGAGUCAAGUGCCACAUAUUUAAAGGUGCUCUUUCUGCUGUCACGAGCAAUGAUCCUAAUGAUAGAACGUAAAACCAACGAUGUACUGGCACUGCUCAAUUCGGCUGGGGCCAUAAUUGACAAUAGUAUUGCGAAUCCACAUCAGAAAGAGUAUUUGAAGGUGUUCUUUUUGGUGCUACAGGUGUGCUAUUAUUUGGCCCUGGGUCAGGUGAAGACGGUAAAGCCCAGUUUAAAGCAAUUACAAAUGUCUAUACAAACAAUAAUGGCGCCAAAUUGGCCUGCAGAUGAAGUUAUUUUCGGACAAAAUCCCUUGGACAUGUUUGUAUGGCUGCCCAAGGAACAGCUUUACGUUCUGGUUUAUUUGGUAACCGUGUCACACUCAAUGAUGGCCGGCUACAUGGAUAAAGCCCAAAAGUACACCGAAAAAGCACUAACACAAAUCGAAAAGCUAAAAAGCCAAGACGACAAACCAAUAUUAUCGGUCUUCAAAGUCAUCUUGCUGGAACACAUUGUAAUGUGCCGACUAGUUAUGGGAAACCGUGAGUUGGCCAUACGCGAAAUAGCCAUAUGCCGAGACGUGUGUAUGUCUUCCGGUCCCAAAGGUCAAUUAAUGCGUAGACAUUCGGCCCAGCUGCACUGUCUGGUGGGUCUCUAUGCCAUGUCCACAAGUUUCUUUGAACAUGCCGAGCGACAAUUUCUUACCUGUGUAACAGAAACGAGUGAGAGAGAUUUGAAAUUAUUUGCAAAUCUCAAUUUGGCUAUUAUAUAUUUACGAACGAAGCGCGACAAAGAUUUGAAACAGAUAUUAGAUGCCGUCUCAACGGAAAAUACUCAUACGUAUAGCUCGCAGGCGUUAAUGGGAGGAUUUUAUUAUGUACAGGGUCUACAUGCUUUUCACAAAGCCAGUUUUCAUGAGGCCAAGCGAUUUCUACGUGAAACAUUAAAAAUGGCAAAUGCUGAAGACUUAAAUCGUCUGACGUCCUGCUCUUUGGUAUUGUUGUCCCAUGUUUUUCUCAGUAUUGGCAAUUCGAAAGAAAGUAUGAACAUGGUUACGCCGGCCAUGCAGUUGGCUUCAAAAAUUCCCGACAUCCACGUCCAGCUAUGGGGAUCGGCCAUACUCAAAGAUUUGCAUCGAAUGUCAAAGGAUGCCAUACACGAAAAGGAGGCAUAUGCCAAUCAUGUCAAAUAUUCAGAAAAUCUUAUUGCCGAUCAAUUGCGAUGUGUUCAAAGUCCACAUCAUGCAUUGAUCGAUUGGUUGGAUGGUCCGCCCAAUACAAUGUUGGCCAUUACCGCACCUGAAAAGGAUCAACAAAUGCCUACCAAUGCAUUGCCAUUGCCACCUGCGGAUGCAAAAACAACAAUGCCAGUGCAACAACCGCCUAUGAAUAUACAAAAACAACAGCAAGCACCAGCGCAAAAUAUGCAAUUACCCAUUGCAUCGACAUCAACAGCUAUACAAUACGCAGCUACGCCUAGUGUACCACAACCAGCAUCAGCGCCACCACUACAUCAACCGCAUAUGCAAUCAGUAAUUGUUCCAAGCAUUGCUGCAGCCCAUCCCAUUCCGUCGACAUCGAACCAAAUUCCACAAAACUUCCAUAACAUACAACAGGCAGUGGGGCCACAAGUCCAUCAGCUACAACCGCAACAAUAUGGCCAAUACUAUUAGGAUAUGUAGUCAUCAUAGGAUUAAACUGUUUUAUUUUCUUUUUAAAUACAGGUUAUUUUUUCGUUUAGAUUCUAAUAAAAAAAACACUCCUCUUUUUUU